Hibiscus syriacus is the source of this 233-nucleotide messenger RNA. RefSeq names its product sugar transporter ERD6-like 4. The transcript is spliced from 3 exons. The annotation marks the transcript as partial. The record is from RefSeq and is a predicted model, not a curated record. NCBI's taxonomy places the organism in Eukaryota, Viridiplantae, Streptophyta, Magnoliopsida, Malvales, Malvaceae.
AUAUUACCAUGUACAAUAUUGAUACCUGGCCUAUUUUUCAUACCAGAGUCUCCUCGACGUCUGGCAAAAAUGGGAAUGAUGGAAGAUUUUGAAUCCUCUCUGCAAGUUUUGCACAGCUUUGAUACAGAUAUUUCUGUUGAAGUCAAUGAAAUUAAGAGAUCUGUGGCAUCAUCAAGCAAGAGAGCAACAAUUCGUUUUACAGAUCUCAAGCGCAAAAGAUAUUAGUAUCCUUU